AACACAUAUUUAACAUCAUAUGAUUUUGAUUUUCCUGCUAAUUUGCAAUGGUCAGAAAAUUCUUCAGAAAAUAUUUAUAUAUCAUUUCAAAUUAUAUUUAUGCUAGUUGACAAGUGUGGAAAAAGAGUAGGUACUUAAAAUUUGCAAAGGUAUGGUAGAGGAAGUGAAAGGAGGACAGAAAGAAAUGAGAAUGUAGGAGGAAAGAGAACAGAGGGGGAGGGAGAGAGAAAAGGAGGGAGGAGAAAGAAGAGGAGGUGAGAAAGAGAGAGAGAGAGAGAGAACCACAGGAAAGAUUUAUAGUGUUCAUUUCAUUUCACAAUAUAGAUUAGAGUGUUUCUCUAAAAUACGGGAUCUUUGAACAUCUGCUGUGUAUCCCAUCUCUGUUCUUCCCAUCAGAAUCAUCAACUAUAUGGAAUCAGAAAACUAAACAGAUGUAGCAGAAUUCCUCCUCCUAGGCUUCUCAGAGAAUCCAGAACUGCAGCUUCUUCUCCUUGGAAUGUUCCUGACCAUGUACCUGGUCACCGUGCUUGGGAACCUGCUCAUCGUCUUGGCUGUCAACUCAGACUCUCACCUCCACACCCCCAUGUACUUCUUCCUCUCCAACCUGUCCUUCAGUGACAUCUGUUUCAGCACCACUACGGUCCCCAAGAUGCUGGUGAACAUUCAGACACAGAGCAAAUCCAUCAGUUACACAGGCUGCCUUACCCAGAUCUGCUUCUUCCUGGUUUUUGCUUGUUUGGAAAAUUGUCUCCUUGCAGCAAUGGCCUAUGACCGCUAUGUGGCCAUUUGUCACCCACUGUGGUACACGGUCAUCAUGAACCCCCGCCUCUGUGGCCUGCUGAUUCUAUUCUCCUUGGUCAUUAGCAUCAUGAAUGCCCUGCUCCACAGUCUGAUGGUGCUGCGUCUGUCCUUCUGCACAGAUCUGGAAAUCCCCCAGUUUUUCUGUGAACUUCCUCAGGUCCUCAAGCUUGCCUGUUCUGACACCCUCUUCAAUAACAUCCUGUUAUAUUUUAUGACUAGCAUUUUGGGUGCUGGAACCUUUCUUGGGAUCAUUUUCUCUUACCUGAAAAUUGUCUCUUCCCUCCUGAAAAUGCCUUCAACAGGAGGAAUGCAUAAAGCUUUUUCUACUUGUGGGUCUCACCUCUCAGUUGUUUCCUUGUUCUACGGGACAGGUUUUGGGGUGUAUCUUAACUCUGCAGCUACUCUCUCCUCUAGGAAAAGUGCAGUUGCAUCAUUGAUGCACACCAUGGUCACACCCAUGCUGAACCCCUUCAUCUAUAGCCUGAGGAACAAGGAAAUGAUGGGCACCUUGAGGAAACUCAUCUCUAAAAUAUCUUCUUUCCAUUAAUGUAUCACGUGCUCAGGGCUUAAAAUGUUUGUCUUUGUUAUCUAGUGCUGUUAUGAUAGAAAUAUCUCAAAUGAGUGGCUUUGACAAGCAGAGGUUUAUUGGCUGGCAGUCUAGUAGACUAGAAGUCUGAAUUCAAGGCGUCAGCUCUAGGGGAAGGCUUUCUCUCUCUGUCAGCUCUGGAGGAAUGUCCUUGUCACCAAUCUCCCUCUGGUUGGUCAAGAAGCUUUCCCAUGUGGGGACCCCCGGGUCCAAAGGACAUGCUAUGUUCCCAGUGCUUCUUUCUUGGUGGCAUGAAGUCCCCCUGUCUCUCUGCUCAUUUCUCUCUUUUGUGUCUUCCAUCUCAAAAGAGAUUAGCUUAAACACAAUGUAAUCUUGUAGAUUGAGUCCUGCCUCAUUAACA
Molecule: messenger RNA, 1748 nt
Organism: Loxodonta africana (African savanna elephant)
Lineage: Eukaryota; Metazoa; Chordata; Mammalia; Proboscidea; Elephantidae
Product: olfactory receptor 7G3-like
Exons: 1
Coding region: 497-1348 (283 amino acids)
Biological process (GO): G protein-coupled receptor signaling pathway
Cellular component (GO): plasma membrane
Molecular function (GO): G protein-coupled receptor activity; olfactory receptor activity
Source: RefSeq, a predicted model, not a curated record